Theobroma umbraticum is the source of this 2364-nucleotide messenger RNA. RefSeq names its product putative methyltransferase PMT3. Gene Ontology annotation, molecular function: methyltransferase activity. Lineage: Eukaryota; Viridiplantae; Streptophyta; Magnoliopsida; Malvales; Malvaceae. The record is from RefSeq and is a predicted model, not a curated record. Gene Ontology annotation, cellular component: trans-Golgi network; cytoplasm; endosome.
GUGUUUUACAGGUUGAAGGUGUACGGUGUUUCUUUUUGACAAGUUUUGAAGUGAUUUCAUCAGUCAUUCAAUAGAUUAGAGCCUGAUGGUAGCAACAAAACUGAUUUAUUUGGAGUAGAAAAUUUGAUGUGGGAUAGAUUUUGGAUAGGGGGAUCCUUUUUGUGACAAUUUAGAACUCAAUUGAAUUCUCUUUGUGGAGAAUCUUAUAACUACAGAAGGAUGAGGGGAAGAUCUGAUGGAGGCCAAAAGAAGCGUUCAAUCAUCUCUCUCUGUGUUAUGGCAAUUUUUCUUGGUUUUCUUUAUGCAUAUUAUGGAUCUAUUUUCGGAUCUUCAAGCCGUGGUGCUGCAGCUCUAGAAUAUGGCAGCAGAUCUUUGAGAAAACUUGGGUCAUCUUAUUUGGGUGGAGAUGAUGACGUUGAUGGCAAGCAAUAUGAAGGAGAAGAAGAUGCCAUACCAAAAACUUUCCCUGUCUGCGACGAUCGACAUUCAGAAAUCAUUCCCUGCUUAGACAGGAAUUUAAUAUACCAAAUGAGAUUAAAGCUGGACUUGUCUUUGAUGGAGCACUAUGAACGUCACUGCCCCCCUCCUGAAAGGAGAUACAAUUGCUAUCCUCCUCCUCCAGGAUACAAGAUCCCCAUUAAGUGGCCUCAAAGCAGAGAUGAAGUAUGGAAGGCGAACAUUCCCCAUACUCACCUUGCACAUGAAAAGUCUGACCAGAACUGGAUGGUUGUAAAAGGUGAAAAGAUUGUAUUUCCAGGGGGAGGCACCCAUUUUCACUAUGGAGCUGACAAGUAUAUUGCUUCAAUUGCAAAUAUGCUCAACUUUUCGAACAACAAUUUAAAUAAUGAAGGAAGACUUAGAACGGUUCUUGAUGUUGGCUGUGGUGUUGCAAGUUUUGGAGCAUAUCUUCUUUCUUCUGAUAUUAUAACAAUGUCUUUAGCGCCCAAUGAUGUGCAUCAAAAUCAAAUCCAGUUUGCCCUGGAAAGAGGAAUUCCCGCAUAUCUUGGUGUUCUGGGAACCAAGAGGCUCCCUUACCCAAGCAGAUCAUUUGAACUUGCUCAUUGUUCUCGCUGUAGAAUUGAUUGGCUUCAAAGGGAUGGGAUUCUUCUUCUUGAGUUAGAUAGGUUGCUUAGACCUGGGGGCUAUUUUGCCUACUCAUCUCCCGAAGCUUAUGCACAAGAUGAAGAAGAUCUCAGAAUAUGGAAAGAGAUGAGUGCCCUUGUGGGACGUAUGUGUUGGAGAAUAGCUGCAAAGAGGAACCAAACUGUCAUUUGGCAAAAACCUUUAACAAAUGAUUGUUAUAUGGAAAGAGAACCUGGUACCAGUCCACCCCUCUGCCGCUCUGAUGAUGAUCCAGAUGCAGUUUGGGGUGUGCCAAUGGAAGCUUGCAUCACUUCUUAUUCUGACCAUGACCAGAAAGCCAGGGGGAGUGGAUUGGCUCCUUGGCCAGCCAGAUUGACAUCUCCGCCUCCCAGGCUUGCUGACUUUGGUUAUUCAAGCGAAAUGUUUGAGAAAGACAUGGAAACAUGGCGCCGGCGGGUAGAGAGUUAUUGGAAUCUCUUGAGUCCAAAGAUUGAGGCAGACACUUUGAGAAAUUUGAUGGACAUGAAAGCAAACAUGGGAUCAUUUGCAGCUGCUCUGAAAGGCAAGAAUGUUUGGGUGAUGAAUGUUGUCCCUGAGGAUGGACCAAACACACUUAAGCUGAUAUAUGACAGAGGCCUGAUUGGCACUACUCAUAACUGGUGUGAAUCCUUUUCCACAUACCCUCGAACUUACGAUUUACUACAUGCUUGGACUGUCUUCUCUGAUAUUGAGAAGAAAGGCUGCAGUGCUGAGGAUUUGUUACUUGAGAUGGAUCGCAUUCUCAGACCAAGUGGUUUCGUAAUCAUCCGAGACAAACAACCAGUGAUGGAUUACGUAAGGAAGUAUUUAUCAGCUUUGCACUGGGAAGCAGUAGCAACAGCUGAUUCCAGUUCAGAUUCAGAUCAUGAAGGGGAUGAAGUUGUGUUUAUCGCCCAAAAGAAGGUGUGGCUGACAAGUGGAAGCCUCAGGAAUUCUGAAUAGAAAUAUUUCAGCCUCACGAUUUCCCCCUUCUCUCCCCUGUAUCUUCUGCAGCUCCCGAGGGAUUAAGAAGCUCUCCCGAAUUAGUGAUGCGAUAAACAAUUUCAUUUUGUAGCAUUAAGCAAUGCUUCAUAUUAUUUUUUUUUAGCCCUUUUUUCUUGUAAUGAAUUACUUGACAAGCCAUAAACUGGUCACCAUCAAUAGGCUAUUCAUCAAAAUUUUUUUAUCCCUCUCUUUUGUGGGUUGUCCAAAGCUACUUCAGCUUAUGACUAAUAAUCAAAUGCAAAAAUAUGUAAUGCUGAA